Mycena citricolor is the source of this 683-nucleotide messenger RNA. The record is from the annotation of a GenBank genome assembly. NCBI's taxonomy places the organism in Eukaryota, Fungi, Basidiomycota, Agaricomycetes, Agaricales, Mycenaceae.
CGACGGGCAACUCUACAUGGCAGAAACGGGCUGGAACUGCCUGAUAUGCUACGGCACCGACCAUCCGACCGGACUUUGCCACCUCCCGAGCAUCAAUGGCUGGCCCGGACCAACGAGCAAGACCAUCGCCGCCUUCAUCGACUACUCGUGGAAGGCGACCUCCCGCAUGAGGAACGAUCUGUAUGGGCGCCGCAACGGGAAUGACGCUGCAGGACAGACGAGCGGCGGAAACCAACAGAACAGUAACCUCCCGCCACACCUGCACAGGCGCCGCGACAACGCACAGGACCAAGGCAGAGGACGAGGAGGAAAACCGAGCAACCGGGGGCGCGGACGCGAGAACCGGGGCAGAGGGGGUAAGCAGCCCCGCCGAGACCGUGACUUCCGCAAUUACUACGAGUACUAGUCUACAUUUGGCACACACACCCAAGUCUCCGCACCCUAGAAAGUUGAAACCGAUCUCUUUGCAUUACCACUAGAAUCCCCCUGUGUAAGACCCAACCCCGGGACAAACGACAACUCCAAAACGUGUAAAUAAGUACCCAAGCCAGACUUUUUGAAGCGCGAAUCCCCCACGACUGGAUGUGUGGGACGAGCACACGAGGAUACAUAGGACCCAGAUGCGCUCUCGGAGUCUGCCUUCUCCAGACCCAAAUACACCGACCGCACGCGGGACGGGAAAG